UUAUUCAUGUGAUAUGAUUUGUAAUGGAGUAUAGACUAAUAUAAACAGUUUUUGUUAAACCAAUAUUUACAUUGUGAUGGCCUUAAACAAAUUCUUUAAGAGGCCUAUAAUACAGAUGAUUUAGAUUGUAUUGACAAAGGGUUCCCUGUUUGAUCUGGAAUAAAUAUUGUGAAUCUAUACAUCAAUGUAACGAGAAAAUAAUCUGGUUAUAUGGACCAAUGCAGAUAUUGUAUAUCAAGUUGUAUAGAAGGAAUAGCCGCGGGCACAUGUCGCCAGAAUGAUAAACUGGUGACAUGACGAGAGAAGGUGUACACCAUAAUAUUAACACUGGACAAUUUUCUGGUUAAAAUGGAUAUUAAAAUGUGUAUUCAAGAGAAGAAAAUUCAAUGAUCAAAGUUAUAGAUGAAGGUAUACAGCGUUAACUGUCAAUUUGUGUUCAACAGGUGUUAAGCCGAUGUUUUAUUCUGUUGCUUAGCAAUAUUCUUCUAUCAAUCAAAUCGCUCAAUUUCCAUACAGCCUAUAGAAUUAAUAGAACCAGUUGACGUAAAUACAAUACCACUGCGAUGCCGUUACCAAAUCAUAACAGUGAAAGUAAUAAGUCUAACACAUCAGUAUUGAACAAAACUGGCACAGGUAAAACACCUGCAUCAAACAGGGCACCAGGUGUCUAUCAUAUUGCCCAUGUGGCUCCAUCGGGCAACAGGAUGGGGAAUGGAGCAAGUUCUACUCAUAUUGUUAUAGACGGUGAACAAAUAGAUGUGGUAAAAUUAAAACAUUUAGUUCCAGAAUUGAGGAAGGAAAUUAGGAAUAGAGAUUCAAAAAUACAACGAUAUGAAGGAGAACUUGUGGAAAAGUGCAAACAGUUGGAAGAAAAAGAUGUUGAAAUAUGUAAAUUACGUGCUGAAGUUGACAAAUUACAAUCGGUCUUACAAAUCAAAGUUCACAAAGAUGCAGGAAAGCCGGAUAUUUUGGCAACUAUACAGGAAGAUGCAACGAUGGCAGGCCAGGAGACACGUACCAAAAAACAGGGAGUGUCUGGUGAAAGUUCGAACGCUAAUCAAAAUAGUGAAAUAUUAGAACUUAAACACCAUGAGAAGGAUUUCAGAUCUAAGCAACUUAUUAAGGAUGCAAUUCACGACAACGACUUCUUGAAGAACCUUGAUUCGACACAAGUACGAGAGAUAGUUGAUUGUAUGUACGAGAAAAAGAUUAAACAGGGUCACUAUAUAAUCAGGGAAGGAGAUGCUGGACAACACUUAUAUGUAUCAGCAGAUGGUGAGCUGGAGGUGCUUAAAAGUAAUAAAGUUCUUGGUAAAAUGACUGCAGGUCGGGCAUUUGGAGAAUUGGCAAUACUUUAUAACUGUACAAGAACAGCGUCAGUUAGAGCUCUGACUGAUGUCAAAGUAUGGGUUCUAGAUCGACGUGUUUUUCAAGCUAUUAUGAUGAAAACUGGUUUACAACGACAAGAAGAAAAUAUCAAAUUUUUACGAAGUGUUCCAUUACUACAAAAUCUUCCAACUGAUAAAUUGGCCAAGAUUGCUGAUGUCCUUGAAGUGGACUUCUAUCAUGAAGGAGAUUUCAUUAUCAGAGAAGGCGCUGUCGGAGAUACAUUCUUCAUUAUUAAUAAAGGAGAGGUUCAGGUAACGCAGAAGAUAGCUGGAUUUGACGAUCCAAAGGAAAUAAGAAGACUAGACCGAGGUCAAUAUUUUGGAGAAAAAGCUUUGCUCAGUGAAGACAGAAGAACGGCAAAUGUUAUAGCAUUAGCGCCUGGUGUAGAAUGCUUAACCGUUGACAGAGAAUCAUUUAAUUCGCUGAUAGGAGACUUAAACGAGUUGAAAGAAAAAGAUUAUGGAGAUGAAGCAAGAGGUGCACAACGGUCAUCGAAGAAAACAAACUCCAAUGGGAAAUCACGAGUAUUGCUUUGGAAUCGUCUACGGUUACACAAGAUUAGUGGUGGCAGUGGUUCAGAUGUUACUUUAUCGCCGGUCCGUGAUAAGAUGCAGAAUGAAUUUUCAUACAUAACGCUUGAUCAAUUAGAAAUUGUUGCUACAUUAGGAAUGGGCGGAUUUGGUCGAGUUGAAUUGGUACAAUUAACAGCCGAUCGGUCAAACACUUUUGCAUUAAAAUGUUUGAAAAAGAAACAUAUUGUGGAUACCCGACAACAAGAACAUAUAUAUUCAGAGAAAAAAAUUAUGUCUGAAGCACGCUCACUCUUUAUAGCAAGAUUAUAUAAAACUUUUAAAGAUGUUAAAUAUGUAUAUAUGCUGAUGGAAGUGUGCCUUGGUGGAGAAUUAUGGACAAUACUCAGAGACAGAGGUUGUUUUGAUGAGAUUACUGCUAGAUUUUGUAUUUCAUGCGUAAUAGAAGCCUUUAGAUAUUUACAUGACAGAGGAAUAAUUUAUAGAGAUCUGAAACCAGAAAACUUAUUGUUAGACAACCAUGGAUAUGUCAAAUUGGUAGAUUUUGGGUUUGCCAAAAAGAUUGGUCAAGGUCGGAAAACAUGGACUUUCUGUGGUACGCCAGAAUACGUUGCCCCAGAAAUUAUUUUAAACAGGGGGCAUGAUCGGGCUGCUGAUUACUGGUCAUUGGGUAUUCUUAUGUUUGAGCUGCUCACUGGAAGUCCUCCGUUUGCUGGGUCAGAUCCAAUGAAAACAUACAACAUAAUCCUGAAAGGAAUUGACGUUGUAGAAUUUCCCAGAAGAGUUGGUAAAACAGCUACAAUGUUGAUAAAGAAGCUUUGUCGAGAUAGUCCAGUUGAGCGAUUAGGAUACGGAAAAGGCAACAUUAAUGAGAUUAAAAAGCACAAAUGGUUUCAAGGCUUUGAUUGGGAAGGUCUACAAACUCGGUCUAUGGUUCCUCCAAUUGUACCAAAGAUAAAAGGGGCAGCAGAUUUUAGCAAUUUUGACAACUAUCCCAAGAAUUCAGAGGUCCCACCAGACGAAACAUCAGGAUGGGAUAUAAACUUUUGAAAAUCGUUAAUAUUAUUAACAGUCAGCAAUCCUAGAUGCCAAAUUUGUUGUUGAAUAUGAAGCUCAAGGACAUGUUUAUAUAUCAGGUCUUCUACAAGGACGAAUUGUGAGAAGGCAGAGAAAAAGACAGCGACAUUUUUAAUGCCAGUACUUGCAUAUGCAUUAUUUGUGAUAUUAUUUCCAUUUAUAUGUAUACAUAAAUUUGAAGGACCAAUAUGACAUGGGAUAUAUUUUGUUGUGGAUUAAUGCAUAGUGACAUUUAAAGGUAUUAUACAUGUACAAAAUAUAACAUGGUCCUUACGUAAAGUUCGAGACUAGACAUUAUCAACUGGACCUUGCAUACCUCAGAUUUUGUUUCAUUUUUUAUCAUGUCUUGAUUUUGUUUAUUUUAGGAAGCAUGAAUUUUGUGCGAUAGUGUAUUUUUUCUGAGAAAUAUUGUGCAGAAUCGAUAACAUAUGCAUUGUUAUUCUAAACAAAAUUGAUCAGAAAUUUAUAUGCAACUACAAUUAGGUAAUCUUUUUUUUUUAAUAUGAUUGCAAAGAAUGCCAAAGUGCAACUUUUGUUACAUUAACAUUCAUCAUCAUCUGGUAAAUAAUAGCACUUUAUUAUCUGUCCAGUUUCUGAUCAUUCCUGUUGUAUACUUCUUUGGUUGGCUGAUGAUUGAUUGUAAGUGUAUAACACAACUUUCAGCACACUUAAGUUUUUGUUUGAAGAGAAAGCCUGAGUGCCAACAGAGAAUCACUGAACUUUGGCAACAAAAGUAGCAACCAUAGGCAAUAAUUAUCGUUGUUGAACUUGCUUGCCAUGAACGGGGUUCGAACUUAUCCAUCUGUGAUGCUUGCUGGACUCACUGAAACAUACUAAUCUUUGGAAAUAUCCAUACACUUAUUAAUGAUAAAUUGUUAUCGCGAGUUCGUAUGUUGUUUUUAUUUUGCUUUGAACGUGUUGAUCAGUUCGUUGUUAAGAACAUUAUUUAUCAGAAAACCUGAUCAUCAAUUAAUUGGAGUUAGUUUAUACGGUUUUCAUUGUCGAAUCACCAGAUUUAUAUGACCGUCAAACAAUUAAAAACAAUUUAAACUUAGCAAUGUCAGUUCAAACAUAAAUGACCGGUUACAGUUAUGGAGGCCAGUUAAAUUCAUUCUCAUUGUAUUGCCAUUAUAAGUAAAUUGAUCGGUAGCUGAGUAGGAUGAUACAUUGAAUGGAAGCUAGGAAGAAAGAUAGGUCAUUUCAGAACUUUAUCUUGUAAUAUGGCUUUGUAUUAUUAUGGCAUUUUCAUUUUCAAAACAGUUUAUUUUAAUAAUGAAAAAGGUUAUACAGACAAUUAUUUUCCUUUCAAAUGAACGAUCGUCAUUGUAAAUGUUAUGAUGUUCAUCCAAAUUUUAAAGAUCUUUAAAAAUUGGUUAUGAUAAUAGCCCUUUUCUUACAUAUAUGAAGCAGUUAUAUAUUUUCCAUUGAUAAUUUGGUUCAUUUCCUGCAAAUCGGAAAUUAUAUAUAUACAUUCACGCAAGGACUAUCUUCUCACGAUUUUACGGAGCGACAUAAAAUGUUCAAAAUUGUGUUCCGUCGUGUCAAAAAAGAAUACUACUAGAGAAUUGUUUACACUUUACACGUAAGGUUUCAAUAAAGCCGUUUUACACAGCAUUUUUAAAGAUUUUACAUAAAAAAAAAUAAUAUUUUUUCACGUCAGGUAGAUUUGUUUGCUUCAUGUGUUCUGUAGUAAGAAUAUAUGCAAGUACACUUUUCCACAUAAUUCAAUAAAAAUAAAAAUCUUUUACAAACCAAUUAAUUUGAUAUCUCAUGAAGUCCUUUCAAACUCGACAACUUGUUAAUAAAUUGUUUACAACAAGAAAGAUAUAGGUUAUAUAUAAGGAUUUUCAUUAUUUUAUGAAUUAAACAUAAAUGAUUCCCAUAGUGGAAAAUGUGAAAGUCCGUAUUAGUAGAAUUUAAUUUUAUAAGAUAAACUUGCCCAAAGGUAUCCUGUUAGCUAUGACUUGGCGUCUGUUGUCUUCAAAAUAUAUCAUUUUCACUGAAACAAUCUCCCUGGAGUAUCUCUUGUCAAAUUAGAUCUUUCAUCUGAACGACUGAAUAUUGUUUAUUUUAUUCAUUUGUAGACUGUUUAUUUAUAAUAAUUUCUGGUGUAAUUAAUUUAUUAUUUUCGUAAUUAGAGCGAUGUUUCAAAAUGUAGUCAUUCUCUCAUAUACAAUAAGCUGCAUCGUUUUGUUUUAAUUUGAUAUUUAAAAUGAACUGGUGCUAUUUAAUUGUAAAAAUUAAUUCAAAUUGUUCAUUGAAAUACUGUAUUGGUGCUGUAUCGAGCUAUAUAUACCAAAGUUUCUUUGGGGUCUUCCGCGGUAGAAUAUGUACAAAUAUACGAACAAUUAAAGGCAUUAUAUGGAAAAUGAAAACAUAAACAUUGUUGUUAACUGCCUGCUUUCUGUAAGCAGUUAUGACAUUCAUUUGCAUUAUUGAGAUUAUGUCAAAAUGUUUGUUGAAUAUGUAUAUUUGGUCUUCAUUUUCCUCAACUUUCAGCAAAAUGUCUUUUUUAAUGUAAUUUAGAUACUACGUUCAGGUAAAAAUCUGGUUUGUUUUACCUUGCCAUUUAAACAUAUUUGUAAUUAUGUAUUAGUAAGAAAAGCGUCAAUGUUUUAUAUGUUAAAAUGCAUUUUUGUUAUAAAGCAUUGUGAUGAAAUAUGUUGUGUUUUAAUACUGGUUAUCCAAUGCAAAUUGUUCAAAGAAAUAAAUAUGUUUGGGAUCUUA
Molecule: messenger RNA, 5723 nt
Organism: Mytilus trossulus (common blue mussel)
Lineage: Eukaryota; Metazoa; Mollusca; Bivalvia; Mytilida; Mytilidae
Product: cGMP-dependent protein kinase, isozyme 1-like
Exons: 21
Coding region: 564-2969 (801 amino acids)
Biological process (GO): protein phosphorylation
Molecular function (GO): ATP binding; cGMP-dependent protein kinase activity
Source: RefSeq, a predicted model, not a curated record